Nematolebias whitei (Rio pearlfish) is the source of this 2853-nucleotide messenger RNA. RefSeq names its product plastin 3 (T isoform) (gene pls3). Gene Ontology annotation, biological process: actin filament bundle assembly; actin filament network formation. Gene Ontology annotation, cellular component: cytoplasm; actin filament; actin filament bundle. The transcript is spliced from 16 exons. Gene Ontology annotation, molecular function: actin filament binding; calcium ion binding. NCBI's taxonomy places the organism in Eukaryota, Metazoa, Chordata, Actinopteri, Cyprinodontiformes, Rivulidae. The record is from RefSeq and is a predicted model, not a curated record. Bases 122 to 1987 code for a protein of 621 amino acids.
GGCGUCUACUUUUGUCUGUACGUGGAGGAGGCAGGACACUGAACUGGACGCCGUCUAGAGAUUCGGGCGCACCGACAUCACCUUUUUUCUGGCUGACCACGUCUGGUCAAUCACAGAAAAAAUGUCUGGAAAAAUAACACGGGAGGAGGAGGAAGAGAUGAGGGAGAUCUUUCAGAAAAUCGAUCUGGACCAUAACGGGUUUAUUAAUGAUUUUGAGCUUGGCGAGCUCCUCAAAGAAGCUGGACACCCCCUGCCUGGCUACAUGGUCCGAGAGACGCUCCAGAAACUGGAUCGCAACAAGGACAACUUGAUCAGCUUCAACGAGUUCUUGGCGAUCGUGAAGGACCUAAAGGGCAGCCAAGUAGCAAAAACCUUCCGUAAGGCCAUUAACAGAAAAGAAGGCAUCCUGGCUAUCGGAGGAACGUCGGAGCUGUCGAGCGAAGGCACACAACACUCGUACUCCGAGGAGGAGCGAUAUGCUUUUGUGAACUGGAUCAACACUGCCCUGGAAAAAGACCCCGACUGUCAGCAUGUCCUGCCCAUGGAUCCCAACACAGACGCUCUGUUCUCAGCCCUGGGAGACGGGAUUGUGCUCUGCAAAAUGAUCAACCUGUCAGUUCCAGACACUAUUGAUGAAAGAACCAUCAACAAGAAGAAGCUGACACCGUUUACGACACAAGAGAAUCUGAACCUGGCGCUUAACUCUGCGUCUGCCAUUGGUUGCCAUGUUGUGAACAUUGGCGCUUUAGACCUGAAAGAAGGGAAGCCCCAUCUGGUUCUGGGCCUGCUGUGGCAGAUCAUCAAGAUCGGCCUGUUUGCUGAUAUCGAGCUUAGCAGAAAUGAAGCGUUGGCGGCCUUGCUGAGAGACGGGGAAACCUUGGAGGACCUGAUGAAGCUGUCGCCAGAAGAGCUGCUGCUGCGCUGGGCCAACUUUCACCUGGAAAAUGCUGGCUGGCAGAGGAUCAAUAACUUCAGCUCAGAUAUUAAGGACUCCAGGGCCUAUUUCCACCUCCUGAAUCAAAUCGCUCCAAAAGGCAUAGAAGACGGCGAGCCACACAUCGACAUCGACAUGUCGGGCUUCAGCGAGAGAGAUGACAUAAAGAGAGCUGAAGCGAUGCUGCAACAGGCCGACCGACUCGGCUGUCGGCAGUUUGUCACCCCGGCCGAUGUCGUCAGUGGAAACCCCAAACUUAACCUCGCCUUCGUCGCCAAUCUGUUCAACAAAUAUCCUGCACUGAAGAAACCGGAAAAUCAAGACAUCGACUGGAAUUUGUUGGAGGGUGAGACGAGAGAAGAGAGGACCUUUAGAAACUGGAUGAACUCCCUGGGAGUGAACCCUAAUGUGAAUCAUCUCUACGUAGACCUACAAGAUGCCAUUGUCAUCCUUCAGCUCUACGAGAAGAUCAAAGUCCCGGUGGACUGGAGCAAGGUGAACAAGCCUCCUUAUCCAAAACUGGGGACCAUCAUGAAGAAGUUGGAGAAUUGUAACCAUGCAGUGGAACUGGGCAAAUCAGCAAAGUUCUCUCUCGUUGGCAUUGGCGGGCAGGACCUGAACGAUGGCAACCCAACCCUGACUCUGGCUGUGGUGUGGCAGCUCAUGAGAAGAUACACGCUGAAUGUUCUGGAGGAUCUGGGCGAUGGAGAGAAAGUAAACGACGACAUCAUCGUGAACUGGGUGAACAGAACCUUGUCAGGGGCUGGAAAAUCGACCAAGAUUUCAAGCUUUAAGGAUAAGGAGAUCAGCAGCAGCCUGGCGGUACUGGAACUGAUAGACGCCAUCCAGCCCGGCAGCGUCAACUUUGAGCUGGUAAAAACAGGCAGCCUCUCUGAAGACGACAAACAUGAAAAUGCCAAAUACGCCAUCUCCAUGGCGAGGAAGAUCGGUGCCCGAGUCUACGCUCUCCCAGAUGAUCUAGUGGAGGUCAAACCCAAAAUGGUGAUGACGGUGUUCGCCUGCUUGAUGGGUCGGGGGAUGAAGCGCGUCUAAACGGGUCAGCUGAUUUCAUCAUGACGCUUAACCCCAGCCGAAAGAGCUCCCCCAAACGACAGAAAUGAAGUUUAAAAGUCUUAAACGAGUCCUGUAUCUUCAUGUAGCUCCGCCUCUUUUCGACUAAAAGCUUUUUUUCCCCCGAAGAAUCGUGUUUUCUCUUUUUGAAGGUGAGACUGCAUUACUAUCAUCUCUAGAGAUGGCUCUCGUCAACCCGUCACUCAUUAUGCACUACUCCUCAUGCACAAGAAUGCUGUAUAUGUCUAUUUCAGACUGAGUGCAGAAUUCUGGCUGCAAGGUUGUUUACAUAUUUUCACCCAGAUGGAUAAAUUAUUACCUUGAUGAAGCAGCAGACAUUCCUGAAUCUUUUACUUAAUCAUGAAUAUGUGCAUCAGAAGGCCAAAUGAAAGUAAUUCACAGAGUCUGGGUGUUUAGGAGAACACGUAUUAAAAAAAAAUGCAAGCACGUCUUAUUAGGUGGCGCCAUGAACGUCUACAUAUCUGUAUCCUGAAGCCAUAAGAAGGUCAGUUUAUGAUUGUGCUGUUUGUAUUCUUGUACUCGUGUUUCUUUGGAUUAUUAUGCAAUGUUCUGUAAAUGCUGGGUUUCCGGACUAUGUUACAUUGGGAUAAUAUUUUUAUUUUGUUUGUUUCUGUACGUUGGACGAGGAGCAGGCUGACUCAUGCUGUGCCUUGUGGUCUCAAAGACGACUUACUCUUUGAGAUUUUUCCUAGUUUUCCCUCCUCUCAUAUUACCAAAAACAAACGGUAACUAAUCGUUGACUUUGGCCGAACUGCGUUUGGUCUCAUGUUCAUGUCUACUCUUACAAGUAAGUGCUUUACGUGUAACAAUAAACAUGGAAUUGGAAA